AUGUGCCAUGUUACGGGCUAUACCGCGAUGUGUUUUGCGGCCCAAAGCCGCAAGCUUCGAGAUUAUCAAGAAGAAUGCAUCGACUCAGUUCUUUCCUCCCUAAAGAACGGUCACAAAAGAGUCGGAAUAUCUCUAGCUACUGGUAGCGGUAAAACAUCGAUUGACAUAAAGAAGGUCAUCUUUACACAACUCAUUGAUAGAAUCCCAACAGCAAAUAAGGACGCGCAACAGACACUAAUAUUGGCGCAUCGUCGUGAGCUGGUGGAACAAGCAGCCAACCACUGUCAACGCGCGUAUCCUGACAAGAGGAUCGAGAUCGAGAUGGGCAAUGUCCAUGCAACGGGAACGGCAGACAUCACAGUCGCCAGCGUACGAAGCAUAACGUCACAAGGCCGUCUUAAGAAAUUUGACCCGUCUCGCUUCAAACUUUUGCUGGUCGACGAGGCUCAUCACAUCGUCGCUCCAGGGUACCUCAAGACCCUUCGUCACUUUGGAUUGGAUCAGAAGCGACCUGACUCCCCAAAUCUAGUUGGUGUCUCUGCCACGUUUUCACGGUUUGAUGGAGUGAAACUGGGCGCAGCCAUUGACGAAAUCGUUUAUCACAAAGAUUAUGUGGAUAUGAUCUCUAAGAAGUGGCUGUCGGACGUCAUUUUUACAACUGUUGAAUCCAAGGCAAACUUAUCCGAAGUCAAGAAGGGGGCUUUCGGCGAUUAUCUUCCUUCGGAUUUAUCCAAGGCUGUCAACACCAGUGAGAUCAACGACAUAACAGUCCGCAGCUGGAUGGCGAAAGCUCCAGGAAGAAAGUCAACACUUGUGUUUUGUGUUGACGUCGCCCAUGUGGUGGAGCUGACAGAUCGGUUCCGACAGCAUGGCUUUGACGCGAGAUAUGUUACUGGAGAGACCCCCAAGAUUGAAAGAGGCGAGACCUUGAACUCGUUUCGAAAAGGAGAGUUUCCUGUGCUGGUCAACUGCGGUGUUUUCACCGAAGGAACUGAUAUCCCAAAUAUCGAUUGCAUUAUCCUCGCGAGGCCGACGAGGUCUCGCAACUUGCUUGUUCAAAUGAUCGGUAGAGGAAUGCGGUUGCACCCGGGAAAGAAGAACUGUCAUAUCAUUGAUCUGGUCUCGAGUUUGGACACUGGAAUCGUGACCACACCAACGCUAUUUGGUCUUGACCCUGAUAUCCUGGUUGAGAGGGCAACAGUGAAUGACCUACGCAAAAUCAAGGACACAGAGCAUGUCACGUCUCAACAACCUUUGUCAUACCAGACAACUCCCGGGCCUGGAGCCGAUAGUGUCACAUUCACAGACUAUGACUCGGUUUUAGAUCUUAUCGCUGAUACGUCUGGCGAGAAACACAUCCGGGCCAUAAAGGUACGAGCUCUACCGCCUGGCGUAGCCAAAGCACCAUACGCAAUGCCACGGGAGAUCCUCACGGCAGCCACAUUCACUGAUGCAGUGCAUGGAGCGGACAGUUUCGCGGCCAAGAUGUUCCCCCACACAUUUAUUCACCGCUAUCAAAGAUGGCGGACACUUCCACCUACACAGGGACAAGUUGAUUUUAUCAAUAAGAUGCGGGGAAAGGCGGAACCUUUGAAGCUCGAAAACCUAGACAAGGGUAAGGCGGCGGACAUGAUCACAAAGCUCAAGCAUGGGGCGCGUGGUCAGUUUGCGAGAAUUGAGGCAGGACAGAGAAGACAAGAUAAACAAGACCGCUUGGCCGAGGCUAAGAGACUUCGAGAGCAGGUCAAACGGUAUGGCAGCGCGCGGGGUGGUUCAUCUGUUGAAGACUUGUUAUCAGAGACACAUCUUGAUGACCUGAACUCAACACCAACCUUCAUCAUGAAGCCGAACAAGUUGUCGGCCCCAUGCGCCCAACCUACUCCUCCUCUACUCAUAGAGAAUCUAGGCAAAGAAGUGCCUCUCAAUAGAAGUCAAGAAGAGAAACAAGACACUUAUCCAAGCUCUUCAUCUAGGAACAAUCUCAAAGUAUUCUCGCCACACAGUCCGCGAGCUCUUAAAGAUUACCUCUGCAGCCCCAACCAGGGAGAAGUGUCUUCAGUUGAUCUUCACACCCCUCCUACCGACCCUCAAAAGGAUAAGCUCGAUGUUGGAGAUGGGCGCGAAAGCAAGCUCAAACGGAGCAUCGACGCCCAAGUCAAUCGACCUCGGGAGUAUCACAAGCCCAACACUAGCCACCGAUCUCAGUUCACCUUUCCAGAGCGCAAGCCCGAAUUCAAGAUGCUAAAGAACUGGCAUUCCGAAUGCACCUAUCCUUGCAACAAAGAAUAUCCCGAAGAUGAUGAGUUCACCUUUAAGCCCAGAGUCCUCGCUAAGCAGAUCGACCCUGAGAUCCCUCUAUCCCUACACAAGUGGCAUAGUGAAGUCAACUUUCUCGAGCCACUCGCUCUUGAAGCAGAUAUUCGUCAAGAGUAUGCUGUUCAUGUUACCUACAAGAAGCACCAUCACGAUGCUAGUGUCAAAAAGAUCAAUGAUGAGAGACAGGCCACUGCGGAACAGGAGGCUAUCAAGAUGCUCGACUUGAACACUCCAAUCGAAUUCCCUGUGGUGCCCCGCGAGGUACAACAAGAAAUAUACAACGACAAAGUCGAAGUUGCCGCUUUGACCAGAAAGAUUGCCAUUCGCGAUGGAUAUGUCGAAGGCAUGAUUGCUGGAGAAUUCACUUUUCACCCAGAUACCUCUCACUUACCACUUACCGAGAACCAGACGGCGGUUCUUCGUGAAGCUGAGAGUUUUCAGGGGCUGUUCUCGCUGGGAGAGGUCAAUGAAGAUGAAGAUGAAUAUAAUAUUCUCCAGAAGACUUCAAAGGUCAAGUCUUCCAACAAGUCUUCGACUUGCAAAUCUUCAAAGUAUGAUCAGUGGCUCAAAGAGCAGUCAUCCAAUAUCUGUCAGGCGACUAAGUGGCUUGAUGAAGAGGCGGCCUUUUCGAAGAAGAAGGCAUACAACAAAGCCUUUUCCAAGCAGGUCAAGUACCACUUCCCAACUUUCAACUCAUCCCAUAUGAAAGAACUUCCCAAAGCCGUCGAUACCAACAAACUUGAAUGGGAAACCGACUAUUUCCCCUACCUGCUCCCUGAGACUGAGUAUGACUCUAAGCGUCACAAUAUGUACGAAACUCCUGUCAAGACUAAUGUCCCCAAAUGGUUCCCAACCUUCACCAGCUAUGGCGUUGUCCCCCUCAACCGCCGCAACGGCAUCGGGAAGCAGUACGAAGAGUUCCUUACCCAGAUCUGGAGACUCGAGAACCAAAUGCGCAGCAAGGAAAACAACAAGUGGGAUAAGAAAUGGCACGAACACAGCUCUCACUGGGCCGAACCUUUCCAGAAGGCGAGCGGUCAAGAAUGGGUCACAUUCGAGAAGGCCGCGCCGCGCGAUCUUGUCGAGCAAGAUGUGGUUUCUGGGGAAUUCAGCUUCGAUGAUGUUUUCGACAUGGACGGUGGUCAUGACAACAAAGCCAUUGGUACGAAGAAGCCCGAAGUUCAUCUCAAGGAGAUCGAAACGGCUGUGAAGAAGGCCAUUGCGAAGGUUGGUAUAUGA
Molecule: messenger RNA, 3555 nt
Organism: Fusarium oxysporum Fo47
Lineage: Eukaryota; Fungi; Ascomycota; Sordariomycetes; Hypocreales; Nectriaceae
Product: DEAD/DEAH box helicase
Exons: 8
Coding region: 1-3555 (1184 amino acids)
Molecular function (GO): ATP binding; hydrolase activity; DNA binding
Source: RefSeq, a predicted model, not a curated record